UAUUAGAUUACUGUGAAGUACCGGUAUGUUGGCAACACAUGCCAAACGCAAAACCUGGAUGUAAACAAAUAUGGCGGCGCUCAUGGUAUUUACUCAUGCUCUCCCAAAAUUCACCGUCCCCAGAAUAUCUAAUGUUUCCAUGACAAAAUAGUUCGUUUUAUUCGAUUUAAUUUUGAAGUAUUUCGACUCAUAUCGUCGAGAGGAUUUCUCUCUUAAGUGGUGUUUUCCACUGGACUUUGGCUAACCCCCUUUUCAUCAAUGGAAAAUUCAAAGGGAGUUGAAGUUAUCCUAGAUCAGCUAGAAGACAACCCCUCAUGUCCUCAUGGUCCAACAAUCCUAUUCAAGCGAUUAACGGAUGGAGAGGAGCAGAAAUUCUAUGCGUGUGCAGCUUGUAGGGACAGAAAAGACUGUAAUUUUUUUAUGAAAUUUGGAGAGGAAUGGACAGUUAAAAAGAAGCAGCUGUGGGAUAAAAGAAAACUUGCAGUUCUUCCUGAGAUAGACCAUGAUCAACUAAUAUCAAGAUUUCUUAAGGUUUCUGAACUACCAAGCACAGAAUGCUGUUAUUGCCACACGUGUAAUCUACUUUUACUUCCUGAGGAAAACAACUGUCAUAGUACCCAUGACCAGACAAGGAAUGUCACUAACCAUCAACUUUUCCAUCCUUCAGAACUCCUCAAACCUCAAGAGAGUGCCAAGAAGGAGGCACAGUAUCUGUUUGCCAAGAAUUCGACCAAAGUCAUAGUGGACAUGUUGCGUAGCGCGGGCGUCUGCAAAGUUCUCUGUGUUGGUGCUCCUCGCAUUCAUGAAUUCAUUAGGAGUGAAUACCCUGGGCAAAUGCGAAGUCUUCUAUUGGAUUUCGACCAUCGUUAUCAUCAAUUUUACAAGAAGGGGGAGUUUGUGUGGUUUAAUGCAUUUAACUGUCACUGGUUUGCGGGUGAAGACGGUAAAGCAGUGACACUACAGUUCAUGAAGGAAGCUGAUGGCAUGGAGAUUGCAAUAGUCACUGACCCACCAUUUGGUGGCCGUGUUGAACCUCUAGUAUAUACUUUCCAACGCCUGGAUGAAAUGCACAAACAACUUCAUCAAUCCAGAAUCAACCCUCUAAUGCUGAUGUGGAUUUUUCCUUAUUUCAUGGAACCUAUGAUAGUUACCAGUUGUCCAAGUAUGUCCAUGCUUGACUACAAAGUUGAUUAUGACAACCAUCCUCUUUUCCAACAAGGUCAGAAAGGUCGUAAAUAUGGCUCACCUGUUAGAAUAUUUACGAAUAUUCCUCCAUCCAAACUUCCAUUUCCUGAAGAAGAAGGCUAUCGCCAUUGUGAUUUCUGUGAGAGAUGGGUCAGUUUAGAAAAUAAGCAUUGCUACAAGUGCAACAGCUGUACAUCAAAGGAUGGCCGUACCUAUGUCCAUUGUGACAAAUGUUCCCGUUGUGUCAAACCAACUUGGAAGCAUUGUAAAGAAUGUAAGCGUUGCUGUCUACCUGAUCAUAAGUGUGGUGAAUUUAAACCCUCAGGGUGCUUUGCAUGCCACCAACCAGGGCACAAGAAGAAUGACUGUCCAUUAAGAGCUACUACUAAGGUUGAUUCCAGUGCCAAUAGACCCAGGAAAAAAACAAAGAUCAAUAAAACAAACAGAGCUGCAGUAAAAAGGAAAAAUACUACCCCACCCUCUGGGUCUAUUCAGAAAAAAAGGAAACAGUGAAUUGAAAGACAGUGACCAAAUGAAAGCUCUGGAUUUUAAAAUACAUUCUAAUACAUCUCGAGAAUUUCUUAUGGAAA
This is a messenger RNA of Frankliniella occidentalis (western flower thrips), 1775 nucleotides long. RefSeq names its product rRNA N6-adenosine-methyltransferase ZCCHC4. The coding region runs from base 259 to 1698 and encodes 479 amino acids. Gene Ontology annotation, molecular function: zinc ion binding; rRNA (adenine-N6-)-methyltransferase activity; nucleic acid binding. The transcript has 9 exons. Lineage: Eukaryota; Metazoa; Arthropoda; Insecta; Thysanoptera; Thripidae. Gene Ontology annotation, cellular component: cytoplasm; nucleolus. Gene Ontology annotation, biological process: rRNA methylation. The record is from RefSeq and is a predicted model, not a curated record.